Molecule: messenger RNA, 1797 nt
Organism: Quercus robur (English oak)
Lineage: Eukaryota; Viridiplantae; Streptophyta; Magnoliopsida; Fagales; Fagaceae
Product: tetrahydroberberine oxidase-like
Exons: 1
Coding region: 44-1690 (548 amino acids)
Molecular function (GO): FAD binding; oxidoreductase activity
Source: RefSeq, a predicted model, not a curated record
UAUUAUCGAUCGUUCAUCUAUCAAAAAAAAAAAAAAAAAGCUUAUGAUCAUUCAGACACACACCGACACACGAGUAAUGAGGAGGACUCUAAGCUCAGCAAUUCUUGCAGUUUUCGCAGUCCUUCUUCAGCUACGUGUUUCAAUGACUGCUUCAGAUCCAGCCCAAGAGAGCUUCCUCCAAUGUCUUUCAGACCAUUCUCAAUCAUUCCUACCAAUCUCUUCAGUCACCUACUUCCCCAACAACUCUUCGUACACAACUGUCUUGCAGUCCUACAUAAGAAACCUCAGAUUCAUGUCACCUACAACCCCAAAACCAGUUUUCAUAGUAACCCCUACCCAUGUAUCUCACAUCCAAGCAUCAAUAAUCUGUUCUAAAAUCCACGGCCUUGAAGUUAGAAUCCGCAGUGGUGGUCACGAUUAUGAUGGCCUUUCAUAUGUAUCACACAACCCGUUCAUCAUCAUUGACUUGUUCAAGUUAAGAUCCAUAAAUGUCAACAUAGAAGAUCAGAGCGCUUGGGUUGAUUCCGGGGCAACAAUUGGUGAGCUUUAUUAUAGAAUAGCAGAGAUGAGCAAAAUCCAUGGAUUCCCAGCUGGGGUUUGUCCCACAGUAGGUGUUGGAGGCCAUUUUAGCGGAGGUGGGUACGGUAACAUGAUGAGAAAAUACGGCCUAUCUGUGGAUAAUAUCAUUGAUGCGGUAGUGGUUGAUGUUAAUGGAAGAGUUUUAGAUAGAGAAUCUAUGGGGGAAGAUCUUUUCUGGGCCAUUAGAGGAGGAGGUGGAGCUAGCUUUGGAGUCAUCGUUUCUUGGAAAAUCAAGUUGGUUGUUGUCCCAGAAAUUGUCACGGUUUUUAGAGUUGAAAAAACCAUAGAAGAUGGUGCUACCGACAUUGUUUAUCAAUGGCAAUAUGUUGCUGAUAGGAUACACGAAGAUCUCUUUUUAAGGGUAGUUGUGCUACCAGUGAAUAAGAAGAGCCAUCAGACCGUAAAAGCUAAAUUUGUUGCUCUAUUUCUUGGAGAUGCAGAAAAUCUCAUUGCUUUAAUGGAUCAAAGUUUCCCUGAAUUGGGCUUAAGUUGUAAUGAUUGCAUUGAAAUGAGCUGGAUUGAAUCGGUGCUCUAUUGGUCUAAUUAUGCAAAGGGAACAUCCCUGGAUGUUUUACUUGUCAGACAACCAGAAUCAGAGAAGUUCUUGAAGAAGAAAUCAGAUUAUGUCCAAGAACCGAUUUCAAAGACGGGUCUUGAAGGUAUAUGGAAGAAAAUGAUGCAACUACGAAAGCCGGCACUAACAUUUAAUCCUUAUGGUGGAAAAAUGAGUGAGAUUUCCGAGUCUGAAACACCAUUUCCACAUAGAUCAGGGAACAUAUACAAAAUCCAAUACUCAGUGAAUUGGAAAGAGGAAGCUGUGGAGGCUGCGGAUCAAAACUUGGACCGGAUAAGAAUGAUUUAUGAUUAUAUGACACCUCAUGUCUCAAAGUCACCAAGGGGUUCAUAUCUGAACUAUAGAGAUAUUGAUUUGGGUACCAAUGGCGUUGGUAAUGUUAGCUACUCAGAAGCUAGUGUAUGGGCCACAAAGUAUUUUAAGGGAAAUUUUGACAGGUUAGUACAAGUGAAGACUGAGGUAGAUCCAGAUAACUUCUUUAGAUAUGAACAGAGCAUCCCAUCUCUUGCAUCCUGGACAAAUGUAGUGGCAGAGUAAAGCCCAAUUUAAACAUGAGGGAUCAUAGUGGCUUGUUGAUCUGUAUAUAAACAGAAAUAUGUGCUUGAAAACCAUGUUGAAAAAGAUGCAAAUUGUUUUUUUUUUUU